Messenger RNA from Conger conger (European conger), 3729 nucleotides. RefSeq names its product ARVCF delta catenin family member b (gene arvcfb). NCBI's taxonomy places the organism in Eukaryota, Metazoa, Chordata, Actinopteri, Anguilliformes, Congridae. Gene Ontology annotation, molecular function: cadherin binding. The record is from RefSeq and is a predicted model, not a curated record. Gene Ontology annotation, cellular component: adherens junction; plasma membrane; cytoplasm. Gene Ontology annotation, biological process: cell-cell junction assembly; cell-cell adhesion. The transcript has 18 exons. The coding region runs from base 481 to 3300 and encodes 939 amino acids.
GGGGGGGGAUCCGUUCGCCCCUCUCUCUCUUUCUCUCGCCCGAGGGAACAGACGGACCGCACUCUCCUCUCCUCUCCGCUCCAGAAAAAAGAAAACACGAAUCCGUCGCAGCGACACCUCUGCCGAGUCCAGGACCGGACUGUUUUUUUAAAACAUUUUAUUUCCCCCCGACUGGACCCAGCGUGUGUGUGUUAGAGCGUGUGUUUGUGUGUGUGUGUGUGUAUGUGUGUGUGAGAGGGAGGGAGAGCGAGAGAGAGAGGGAUUGAAGAGAGGGAGAGCGCAGGAGAGAGAGGGAGAGAGCGACAGAGGGGAGAGGAUGUCUGUUUGCCUCUGAGUCGGCUCUCUUCUGCGAAGGGACUCCAGCGAAACAGAAAGGACCGGAGAGAGAACGGAAAGAAGGGGAAAACUUUUUUUUCCCUGAACGGAGGAAACUGUUGUGAUUUAUUUUUUCCGAGGAGGGCUAUCGAAAGGAUUUCAGCAAUGCCUGCAGAAGUGAAGCAGGAGCAGAGUCCCAGUAACCAGACCUCCCUGGCCAUGAUGCAGGAGCCGCAGGAGGUGGUGGAGGAGACCGUCACCAUCGAGGAGGACCCGGGCACGCCCACCUCCCACGUCUCCGUGGUAACCUCCGAUGACGGAACCACGCGCCGCACAGAAACCAAGGUGACCAAGAUGGUGAAGACGGUGACCACGCGGACGGUGCGGCAGGUCCCGCUGGGUCCCGACGGCCUGCCCCUGCCCGACGGCUCGUCCCCGAUGGGCAGCUACACCGACUCCAUCGACCGGCGCUACCUGAAGAACGGCGACCGCUACAUCACGCCCCAGGCCACCUCCACGCUGGGCCGCACCUUCAACAACAACUCCUACGCCGGCGACUCGUACGCCGACACGCCCGAGGGCCAGUACCGCCACUACGGGGGGCUGCACGACGGCUACGGCGACAUCGGCGACAACUACGGGAGCCUGUCCCGAGGCCUGGGCUACCGGCCCCGCUACCCCUACAUGGCCGCCAACAGCUACCGGCCCGAGAACAGCUACACGCUGCCCGCCAUCCGGAAGGACGACUACGGGCACGUGGCCCAGCCGCAGGUGGGCGUGGGGGUGGGCGGGGUGGACCUGAACCGCUCCCAGCCCGAGCGCUUCCAGCCCGAGCCCUACGGCCUGGAGGACGACCGCCGCAGCCUGGGGCCCGACGAGGAGGAGCCCUACGACCUGGAGCCCGACUACUCCACCGCCAACCGCCGGCUGCUGGCCGGGGCCGACCGGGGCAGGCCCCUGCGCGAGCCAAUCAGAGACGUCCCCCGCGUCAGGGGCGGCUACGAGGACCCCAUCGAGGCGGAGUUGAUCGACGAGCGGCACCCCUACAUCCACGGCAUGUACCCGGCGCCCCUGGCCCAGCCGGAGAGGGGCAGCAUGGCCAGCCUGGACCGCAUGGGGGGCGGCCGCCGCUCCCCCUCCAUCGACAGCAUCCGCAAGGACCCGCGCUGGCGCGACCCGGACCUGCCCGAGGUCAUCGCCAUGCUGGGCCACCCCAUCGACCCGGUCAAGUCCAACGCCGCCGCCUACCUGCAGCACCUGUGCUACGAGAACGACAAGAUGAAGAAGGACGUGCGGCAUCUGAAGGGCAUCCCCGUGCUGGUGGGCCUGCUCGAUCACCCCAAGGCCGAGGUGCACCGCAAGGCCUGCGGAGCCCUCCGGAACAUCUCCUACGGCAAGGACCACGACAACAAGGUGGCCAUCAAGAACUGCGACGGCAUCCCCGCCCUCAUCCGCCUCCUGAGGAAGACCAACGACAUGGAGGUGCGGGAGCUCAUCACAGGGACGCUGUGGAACCUCUCCUCCUACGAGCCUCUGAAGAUGGUGAUCAUUAACCACGGGCUGCAGACCCUGACUAACGAGGUGAUCAUCCCUCACUCGGGCUGGGAGAACGAGCCCAACGAGGACUCCAAGCCUCGCGACGCCGAGUGGACCACCGUCUUCAAGAACACGUCCGGCUGUCUGAGGAACGUGAGCUCUGAUGGGGCGGAGGCCCGGCGGAGGCUGAGGGAGUGUGAGGGCCUGGUCGACGCCCUGCUCCACGCCCUGCAGUCCGCUGUGGGGAAGAAGGACAUGGACAACAAGUCGGUGGAGAACUGUGUGUGCAUCAUGCGGAACCUGUCCUACCACGUGCACAAGGAGAUCCCGGGGGCGGAGCGUUUCCAGGACCCGGGGGCCAAUCAGACGCCCGGAUCCGCCGGGCCGCAGCGGAAGAAGAAGGACGACGCGGGCUGCUUCGGCGGGAAGAAGGCCAAAGAGGAGUGGUUUAACCAAGGCCGGAAAAACGGAGAGAACGACAAAAACUACGACACACUGGACCUACCCAAGCGCACGGAGCCCACGAAAGGCUUUGAGCUGCUGUACCAGCCAGAGGUGGUGCGGCUCUACCUGUCCCUGCUCACCGAGAGCCAGAACUACAACACUCUGGAGGCAGCGGCCGGGGCACUGCAGAACCUCAGCGCCGGGCAGUGGACCUGGUCGAACUACAUCCGGGCGACGGUGCGGAAGGAGAAGGGGCUCCCGAUCCUGGUGGAGCUGCUCCGCUCCGACUCCGACAAGGUGGUCCGAGCCGUGGCCAUCGCCCUGCGCAACCUGUCCAUCGACCGCCGGAACAAGGACCUGAUAGGGAGCUACGCCAUGAGGGACCUGGUGAGCAACCUGCCCAGCGGACAGCAGCGGCCAGCCAAGAACUUGGAGGAGGACACGGUGGUGGCCAUUUUGAACACCAUCCACGAGAUUGUGACGGACAGCUCGGAGAACGCCCGCUCGCUGGUGCAGGCGCAGGCCGUGGAGAAGCUGGUGGCCAUCAACCGGACGAGCCAAUCGCCACGGGAGACCAAGGCCGCCUCCCACGUCCUCCAGACGGUGUGGAGCUACAAGGAGCUGCGGAACGCCCUGGGGAAGGACGGCUGGAACAAAACACACUUCCAGCCCACAGCCACCGGCCUGGCUAAAGGAUCCAAGAACAGCAAGCCGGGCUACGACGACACCACUCUGCCCCUCAUGGAGAAGAACCAAGGCAACAAGAAGUCUGGCAGCGAUGAUAUGAUACCGAUGGAUGAGCUCAGUAGAGACGGCUACUGCACCAUCGACCAGAGAGACAAAGACUGCAAGUACAAAACCGGGGACGGGCCGGCCGACGUAACGGAGAGGGAGCCCUUAAAGAGUGACUCAAAUAGGAAACAGUAUAUCAUGAGUAACAGGCCAACAGUGAAUCUGGUGGAUGCUUGUGACGUAAAGCCACAGCCUGUUGACUCCUGGGUCUAAAUGCAUGCAUGGCUUAAAAUAAUAACAGCGCAACGUCAUCUCAACUAGACAAGGAUCUCAUAUUUCACCACUGCCAUUAGACAUGGACGCCAUUUUGUUGUUGACCUGUAAACAGACUAUAUAUGUAUAGUACUAUAUACUAUAUGUAUAUAUACAAAACAAAAAACUUCAUCAUCCAACAGCAAACAUUCAUGCUUUUCAGCGAAAAUGGAAUUAUAAAAAAAAAACAGAAGAAGAUUUAAAAAAAAAUACUACUUCCACGACUUUCUCAUAUCUACAUUCCCACUGGACUUAGUAAACCCUAACCCUGGACGGCACUGCAGUAUCCGGGCGGAUUUCGACGUAUGGCGUGAGGCGGUUGAUGAUUGGAGGAGAAUUAGAAGGUGCCGUGUUGGAAAAUGGCCACGUGGUCGAGAGAAAACGGGGGGA